This is a messenger RNA of Diospyros lotus (date-plum), 744 nucleotides long. Its product is annotated as protein CYSTEINE-RICH TRANSMEMBRANE MODULE 13-like. The transcript is spliced from 2 exons. Bases 175 to 531 code for a protein of 118 amino acids. Lineage: Eukaryota; Viridiplantae; Streptophyta; Magnoliopsida; Ericales; Ebenaceae. The record is from RefSeq and is a predicted model, not a curated record.
ACGCGUUGUUUGAAGGACCACGCUGCUGUUGUCAACUAUGAAUCAUUCAAGGCAUAUAUCAGUUAUAACUUCCAACAUCAUCAACCCCAAACACUCGAUCGAAUCAAUCCCAGAUUAGAUUAAUUUCCCUUAUGCGCUCAAGCGUCUGAUCUGAGUUGAGAGCGAGCCGUGACCAUGAGCCACCUCUACGACGACAAUCAGCACCUCGCUCCAUCUGCUCCGUAUCCUCCACCGCCACCGCCGGCCGCCGCGCCGCUCUACCACUCAUAUCCACCACCGCCACCUGUGGCUGCUCCGCAGCUCUACCAUCCACACCGUCCUCCUCCUCCUCCUACCCACGGAUACCCAGCAGCAGGCCCCUACGUGGCUCCACCGCCGCCGAGUUACCCCAUGAAAGGUGGCAGUAGUGGAUAUCCCCAACCCCAACAGCCACCCAGCAAAACUAAGCGUCGGCCGUGUGGACCUUGCGUUUGCUGCAAGCUUUGUUGUGCUACCCUCUUUUGCUGCUGCUGCGUGGAUAUGUGCUUCUGACUGAAGAUUCUCAUAGUCUCAGCUGUUCAAUCAUUUUUACACGGAAAUUAUUGUAAUAUAUUUAUAUAUAUUACCUUCGUCAAUCGUCAUAAUCUGUUUAAUUUGUAUGUGAGAAUAAUUUUAAUUUAAUAAGGGCAUAUAUAUAUAUAUAUAUGAAAAUAAUGUGUUGGCUUGGCGCAGUAUCACGUGCUUGGCUGCUUCUUCUUUAAGGUA